Paraphaeosphaeria sporulosa is the source of this 381-nucleotide messenger RNA. RefSeq lists its product as uncharacterized. The record is from RefSeq and is a predicted model, not a curated record. The coding region runs from base 1 to 381 and encodes 126 amino acids. The transcript has 2 exons. Lineage: Eukaryota; Fungi; Ascomycota; Dothideomycetes; Pleosporales; Didymosphaeriaceae.
AUGCCACCAAAGCUAAACCUCACAUCUGAAGAGUGGGCAUCACGAAAGAAGGCUCUUAAGCAAAAGUUAAAUAGAGCCUAUAAAAGCUUUGCAAAGGGUACACUAAGUUCAACUAGUGAGCAACUAGAAUAUUACUUCUACCCCACGCCCACCAGUUCUCAAAACCUUGAACCUAUGCCUACAAUACCACCAGUAUCUUCGGUUAUCACGCCCGCAAUUCCUCCAAAUCUUACACCGCCAUUACCUAUACCUCUACUAGUAUCCUCUGAUACUGCAGCCCAGCUUCCCACACGAAGCCCUAGAGUCCCAACUAGCCUCCUACCACUCCAUAUACUACAGUCCGGACCCAGAACUAUAGAUGCUACAACGCUACCAAUAUAG